UUUCAUUUCUCAAUGCAGUUGACCCUCUAGGAAGGUAGCCAUUUUAUUUGCCGGUACACGAUUUGCACGUAUUACGAGCGAAACACGAUUUAUUAUCAUGACUGAUAGAUCUGAAUACAAGACUGCACCAUUUGAUGCUAGAUUUCCAAACCAGAACCAAACAAAGAACUGUUGGCAGAACUAUGUAGAUUUCUAUAGAUGUCAGAAAGUAAAGGGAGAAGAUUACGAACCAUGCACUUAUUUCAAGAAAGUCUAUAGAUCUCUAUGUCCUAAUAAAUGGGUAGAAUCUUGGGAUGAACAAAGGGAAGCUGGCACAUUUGCUGGAAAGAUUUGAUCUAUACAUUGAUAAACGUGUGCUUGUCCAAUUAAAUGUGUUCUUUUUCUCAGUUUGCUGUUAAAAUGUAUAGUCUGGUUAUUGAAAGUUGAUUAAUCACUUCUGUAGAGAAUAGAUGAACAUCUUAUAAAUUCUCGGGAGAUAUGUUAUAAGUUCAAUUAAUAAAAGUGAAACCAUUGUAUCAUUAAAAUUGAUAUUUAAUACAUGAAA
Messenger RNA from Saccoglossus kowalevskii, 544 nucleotides. RefSeq names its product cytochrome c oxidase subunit 6B1-like. Gene Ontology annotation, cellular component: mitochondrion; respiratory chain complex IV. The record is from RefSeq and is a predicted model, not a curated record. NCBI's taxonomy places the organism in Eukaryota, Metazoa, Hemichordata, Enteropneusta, Harrimaniidae.